UUUAAAUACUGCUUUGAUUAGUUAAUAGUGGAUGCUUAUACAUGCAAAAGUGGAGUGUAUUUUUUAUAUAAUUAAAUAACUUGCAGAAUGCGUAAAAAAUUGGCAACGUUAUGUUUUUUAUUUUUGCCAUAUUUUGUUGCUCUUGAAGAAAAUCCGGUUUACGAAUAUAACCCAAAUAAUUUUAAACAGCAAAUCGAAGAAAUGGAUGGUAACUUUGUUAUGUUCUAUGCUCCGUGGUGCCGACAUUGUACAGUUUUUCUUCCGAUAUGGCAUGAAUUAGCUGAAUUAGUAAAUACAAAGGGAUCAAAAUUCGCAAUAGCGCAAGUGGAUUGUACAUUGCAUCACAGACUAUGCCAUGAAUAUGAAAUAACAGGAUACCCAACAUUAUUAUAUUUUCACAAAAACAUAUUCAUACCAAUGGAAUACAAAGGCACAAGAGAUCUACCCUCUCUGACAUUAUUUUUAAGUGAAGCCUUUACAAUGAAACCAGAAGGCAAAAAAUCUAUGAAGGAAUCAAGUGAAGUAAAAAUAUACAAUGGCAUGGCAUACUUGACUGAUCAAAAUAUUGAGAAGUUUGUUUCUAAGGGGCAACACUUUAUAAUGUUUUAUGCAUCAUGGUGUAAAGUUUCACAGAAGAUAGCGCCAGUUUGGGCGGAACUAGCGGCGCAUUACGCUCAUAAUGAGUACAUACAAAUAGGAAAGGUAAACUGCAUGGACAGUGAGAUGACAUGUAAAAACUUCGAUAUUAAACAGUACCCGCACCUUCUGUGGAUUGUUAAUGGUAGAAUUAUGGGAUUAGCAGAUGUAGUGGAUUUAGAUGAUCUCAAAAUGUAUGUGGAAAAAAUGUUACUAUCUGAAAAUCAUGACCCCGAGAAAUUUAUGAAGAAGAAGAAGGCAUUGCCUGUGGCGAGGAUAUCCGAGGAGACAUUCGAAACAUUCCUAGAAAAGGAUUUGGUGUUUGUCAACUUUUUUGCCCCUUGGUGUGCACAUUGUAUGCAACUAAGCCCUCUAUGGCUAAAGCUUGGAGAGAAAUUCCAAAACGAAACCCGUGUUCUGAUAGCUGAUGUGGAUUGUGUGCGGUCCAAACAAAUUUGCGAGACAGAAAAGAUUAAUGGGCUUCCCACUUUAAUUUUGUACAAAUAUAAAAAGAUAGUGAGCGUCGAACACGGCGGUCGACCACUAGAGAGUCUCAUUACACUGGUCAACGAACAUCUACAGAAUUCAGAAGAUGCACCGGCCUCGGAUGAGAUCGUCAGUAACGAGGAAAACAAGUCACAGAUAACCAAAGAUGAACUAUAACGUAAUUGUAAAUAAAUAAAAUUAACUUAUCGUAA
Galleria mellonella (greater wax moth) is the source of this 1334-nucleotide messenger RNA. It is a transcript of the gene prtp, whose product is annotated as thioredoxin domain-containing protein 5 homolog. Gene Ontology annotation, biological process: protein folding. NCBI's taxonomy places the organism in Eukaryota, Metazoa, Arthropoda, Insecta, Lepidoptera, Pyralidae. The coding region runs from base 88 to 1299 and encodes 403 amino acids. Gene Ontology annotation, cellular component: endoplasmic reticulum. The record is from RefSeq and is a predicted model, not a curated record. Gene Ontology annotation, molecular function: protein disulfide isomerase activity. The transcript is spliced from 8 exons.